Molecule: messenger RNA, 996 nt
Organism: Serpula lacrymans var. lacrymans S7.9
Lineage: Eukaryota; Fungi; Basidiomycota; Agaricomycetes; Boletales; Serpulaceae
Exons: 2
Coding region: 342-890 (182 amino acids)
Source: RefSeq, a predicted model, not a curated record
AGCUCCUUCCUUACUAAACAAACUUUCAACUCCACUUCACCUGCAGGCGUAGGAUCCUAGCACAAGUCACAUCGCCCAAUACGUCGAACUAGAAGCCUGAAAAACGAAUGCACAUUCCUUGCGCUUCCGAAAAGCGAGCCAGCGCCCAUUCUCCUGCAGGACCGAAUAUCACAUCAUCUCAACCCUACCACAUAAAUCCUCUGCGGUUGUAUUUAUCAAGGCACGAGGUGGCACUGUUUUUUAUAUUUUGAUUACCAGACAAAUGUUAUUGGGUAUCACCGGGGGGCUUCGGAUCUAAAAAAACGUCCAUGUGAAUUCCAACCCAGCAGCGCAGCCCAUGGAUGACAAUGGCAUCGCGCCUACAUGCAAAGCAAAUAUCAAACUCUGUCAACGCUCACGUGAGUUUGACUUCCAGGUUUAUAUCCAACCAUACUAGUCUGGAGAGCAGGCACAAGCGACAAUAUAACUAUUCGAGCGGGAUGUCGUGCUUAAUUCGGUUCUAUUCACUCGCGCUCGCAGAUAGCAAUAUCCGUACGGCGAAAAUAUAUCAAGGAGUAGAGGGAAAAAAAGGGAUCGGCGUGCCGUAUUACCAUAUAGAUCAUCCGGUCUUGGUGUGUGUUACACCAGCCGGACGAUUGCAACCUCCGUGCCCGCGGGGUCGAGAGAGACGAAAACAUGUGAUUUACGUAACAUCUUUUGCCUUGCUCAUAUUUGUCUCUAUGAGUAUUUCUGCCAUAUCGAUCAGAGUCGAGCAUCCGACUGCGUCACAUCUUUCACCUCGUUCUGAAGGGCCUGAGAAUGACUGUACAGCAUCUGUUCAGAAUGUCCAGGAUGGAAGGUCUAUAUCGGGACCAGGCACCAUUCACCAUCCACCAUCUGCACUGGGAUAGAGCUUACUAUACUCUAGGCAGAUUAACAGUGUCACAUUGCGAUCACCAGGAUCCGGGAAAAAAAUCUAUCAUUCGGAGCAUAGUGCCAUGGUUGCGGAUGCAAGUU